Molecule: messenger RNA, 2737 nt
Organism: Thrips palmi
Lineage: Eukaryota; Metazoa; Arthropoda; Insecta; Thysanoptera; Thripidae
Product: protein disulfide-isomerase A5-like
Biological process (GO): protein folding
Cellular component (GO): endoplasmic reticulum
Molecular function (GO): protein disulfide isomerase activity
Source: RefSeq, a predicted model, not a curated record
UUCUCAUCUUUAUUGCUGCAGCAGACGAAGGAAGGAAGAAGGAGGGCAAAGCAGAGCAGAAUCGCCAGUUUUGGUGCCGCAGUGCACUGAAAUUAUUCGAAAUUUUGAAACGUUCUUUAAAUUGAAGAACCAUGAAGCUUACAAGCUCGUUUUUCAUCACAAUCACCUGCUGUUUUACAUUCCUUGCUGCUCAGCAACGAGGCGGAAUUGCUCCAAAAAACCUAGAAGAACUGUCUGACAUCAAGGACUUUAAAAAGUUGCUCCGCACUAAAAAUAAUGUACUAGUGCUCUUUGUUAGUUCAUUGAAAGCAGGAGAUGCAACAGUGCGUCUGUUUAAAGAUGCUGCUGCAUCAGUUCGUGGGCAGGGCACAAUGGUUCUUAUUGACUGCUCGGGAGAAGCUAAGAAAUUGUGCAAAAAAUUAAAAGCUACUCCAGAUCCUAUUGCGUUGAAACACUACAAAAAUGGUGAGUUUCACAAGGACUACGACCGCAAAAUGACUGUGCAGUCAAUGGUCAGUUUUAUGAGGGAUCCCAGUGGAGAUGCACCGUGGGAGGAAGAAGACUCUGCUAAUGAUGUCAGGCAUAUAGAACAUCCCGAUCAACUUUUGCGGCUGCUGAAGAAGGAGAUACGUCCGACCAUGGUGCUAUUCUAUGCCCCUUGGUGUGGGUUUUGCAAGCAAAUGAAACCCCACUAUGCUGAUGCAGCAAGAGAACUGAAAGAUGAAGCCAUCUUGGCUGCAAUUGAUGUUGAUCGGCCGGAGAACAACGGGGUGAGGCACCAGUUCAAUAUAUCUGCCUUCCCAACACUUCUGUAUUUCAAGAACGGACGCAUGAUGUUUCCUUAUGAAGGGCCUAAUAAGAAGAAUGACAUUGUUGCAUUUAUGCGUGACCCAUCAGAAGCAUCUCGCAAAGAAAAGGAGAAACCAAAGGAAGAGCCUUGGUCUGCAACUCCAUCAGAUGUAGUGCAUCUUACUGUUGACGAUUUUGACACUUUUAUUCAGGAAGAGCAAACUGUAUUAGUUAUGUUUUAUGCCCCAUGGUGUGGGCAUUGUAAAAGAAUGAAGCCAGAAUAUGAGAAAGCAGCACAUAUGAUUAAUCAAAAGAUCCCUGGAAAACUGGCUGCUGUAGAUGCAACAGUGGAACAAAGUCUGGGAAAGAGGUUUAAAGUGCAAGGGUACCCUACAGUAAAGCUUUUCCAUGAAGGAGAUUUUAAAUUUGAUGCCAAUGUCCGUGAUGCUGAGCGCAUUCUUACUUUGAUGAGAGACCCUACUAAGCCACCUCCAGUUCCAGAGGAGGAGAAACCUUGGUCCUCAGUGCCUAGUGAAGUAAUCCACUUAACCACUGACACAUUUAAGCAAGUUUUGAAAAAGAAAAGACAUGCUCUGGUGAUGUAUUAUGCACCAUGGUGUGGCCACUGUAAAAAUCUGAAGCCUUUAUAUCAAGAGGCAGCUCAAAUUUUUGAGGAUGAGCCACAAAUUACUUUAGCUGCUUUGGAUUGCACUGAGCAUGCUGAAGUUUGUAAAUUUGCAGGAGUUUCAGGAUAUCCCACUUUGAAAUAUUAUCAUUACUACAACAAAGGACAAGCUGAUUACAAUGGUGGUAGAACUAAAGAAGAUCUUGUCAAGUAUAUGAGAAAUCCUCCUCAAGUGUCUAAAGAUGAACUUUAGAGUUUUAAAACCAGAAUACAACUUAUGACACAGAGUGGAAACUUAAUUAAAAUUCCAGUAAAAUCAGACUAGUUUUAAUCAAUCUACGUGCAUUUUCACCCUUUUUUGUUGUUAAAGUUUUAGAGAAUAACUGUUUUGAUAUUUUAAAAUAAUAAUUACCGUGUAUCAGUACUGCCUGAAAGGAAAGAUGAUUUAAUCUAACUAUGGCAAUCAAAAAAAGAAUAACUGGAAGGCAUUAAUCGAAUUGCCUUGCCAGGAUUUUGAGUAUAUUUUUUCUCAUCUUAACUUCUGUGCUUGAAUCUCGUAACCCUUUCACUAAUGUCUAUCUAUCAAUUUUUGUGACAUUCCUUCUCUUAUAGUGCCUGUGUUGUCCAAUUCAAUGUCUUUGUUAGAAAAUCAUCAAAUUCUUCACCAUAGUCAGAGUGUUGGUCUAUUUCAUGAGGUAUUUCUGUAAUGAAGUGGGUGGAUCCUUUAGUAUUGAAGACUCAUUUGGGAACCAUUAGCUUCAGUUCAUUUGCAGUUGAAGUUCAUUAGGCAAUACAAAUGUGAACCUGCUCUCUGUUUACUGUACAUUGUCCUAAUCUAUAAGUUUUCAAUAAGACUGUGAAGUAGAAAUUAGAUAAGCAGAAUAUGUUGAACUGAUGUUGAUGUCUGUUAGAAGCAGUAUUUACAAUUUAUAUUUUUAUACAUGAGGCCAUUACUAAUUGCUUUAACAAGUUAUCUAUUUAUAAGGUCUUUCUCUUAAAAAAUCUAAUCUCAUUGUCUGCCAUCAUUGGCAGGUUUGUUGUUCCUGGGCCCUUAUGUUUGUUACUUUUCUCAACUUUCUGUUGGCUUGUAAAUUCCAUUAGCUUUACUGAGCUGCAGUUUCUUUGAAUUAAUAUUUUCUCUUUGGUUUGGGUAUUGAAUUUUAAGUUAAGUUUUUUAAAAAAAUGUUUUUUCUUUCAAAGAUUUUUUUUUUUACAAAUUGUCAGUGUUAUAGUUACAUUACCUUAACUAAUUGGUGUUACAUUAAGAUAAAAUUUCAUCAGGAUUUUGUAAUUUCUGUAUGAAACAAGAUUUCUUCUGUGGUA